This is a messenger RNA of Trichomonas vaginalis G3, 519 nucleotides long. RefSeq names its product UBA-like family. Gene Ontology annotation, molecular function: protein binding. NCBI's taxonomy places the organism in Eukaryota, Parabasalia, Trichomonadida, Trichomonadidae. The record is from RefSeq and is a predicted model, not a curated record. The transcript has a single exon. Bases 1 to 519 code for a protein of 172 amino acids.
AUGAAUAAUACAUUUGGUAGUAUUGGCUUCCAAGAUUAUGACAUUUUCGAUAUUAUUACAACGCGAGAUCAAGAAGUUCAAGUCAAAUUAGAACAUUCCCCAAGAAUUAGUUCAGAUGAUGACAUAGAAAUUGACGGUUUUAGUUCAAGUGAGGAUGAAAUGGAAGCAGAGAAACUACCUGAGCAUAUUGACGAUCUUUUAGCAAUGGGAUUUGAUAAAGAUACUUCUGCUGCUGCCCUAUCAGUUACACAUGGUGAUGUCAAUGCUGCUGUAUCAUUAAUACUCAGUGGAAAUGUUUCCCACUUCGAAAAACCAAAACAACCAGUUAAAGUCAUUAAAGAAACAGAAAUUACACCGGAAUUCUUAGCUCAUGGUUGGAAAGAUCAUUUCAGAGAUUGUAUGGAUUCUUCAGAUGCAUUAAACGAGUUUGUUGCAGAAAUUGCAAGAUAUGAUCCAGAACUUCAUUAUUAUUUAGCUCAAAAUCAAGAUAUCCUUGAUGAAUUCAUUUACGAUGAAUAA